Messenger RNA from Prunus armeniaca (apricot), 189 nucleotides. Lineage: Eukaryota; Viridiplantae; Streptophyta; Magnoliopsida; Rosales; Rosaceae. The record is from the annotation of a GenBank genome assembly.
AUGCUCUCUCUCCAUCCUCUCCCUCAUCUUCUCUUCCACCACUCUAUAGGCGUUUCGCUUGUGAAGUAUGGGGAAGAAGCCCUCGACCAAGAAGUCAACUUCCCAGAAAUGCUGAGAAGGCAAAGUUGUAACUACUUGGGUGACGCCAAACAAGGCGGCAAAGGGAAAAAAACAACCGUUCUAUUGUAA